Daphnia pulicaria is the source of this 1179-nucleotide messenger RNA. RefSeq names its product trypsin-like. The record is from RefSeq and is a predicted model, not a curated record. Gene Ontology annotation, molecular function: serine-type endopeptidase activity. Gene Ontology annotation, biological process: proteolysis. The transcript has 7 exons. Lineage: Eukaryota; Metazoa; Arthropoda; Branchiopoda; Diplostraca; Daphniidae. Bases 18 to 866 code for a protein of 282 amino acids.
GUAGCCGACGACGGUUGAUGACAACAGCAGCAGCCGGUCCAGCCUCAAAGAUGAUGUACUAUUACUACAAUGUUGCCGUUUGUUUCCUGAUGCUCAUGUCGGCCAGACUUUUAACACAUCGAGUUGAUGCUCAUUCCAUCCAGCAUUCCGGUUCGACAAGUGACAGCAGCAGCGACGACGUCGACAAAAUUAUUGGUGGCCAACUGGUCAGGAUCGGAGAACACAAAUACAUGGCUUACGUUGUAUUCAAUGAUCAAUAUGUUGGCUGUGGCGGGACUUUGAUUAGCGACCGGCACGUUCUCACAGCGGCCCAUUGCCUCAUGGAUCCCGACACGGGGGUGGCGGAUGAUAAAGAGCAAGUCUACUUUAAUGUCUACACGGUGGAACCGAUGGAUUCGACUGCCAUCAAACGGAUCGUCUACAAAAGCGAUUUCAGGAUCCAUCCUCAAUAUAAUUACAAAGCUCCCGGAAAAGGCUAUGACAUUGCCAUUUUGAAAUUGAAUCCUCCACUCUCAAGUGUGGAAAUGUCCAAACUGGACAAAAUCCGCCUGGGAGACGACGACGAUUUGAGUUGGAUUCAAACAUUGGCCCUCGGAUGGGGUAAAACAACCGACGCUGAGAGUCCAGGAUCGCCCAAUUUCUCGCCCAACUUUAAGCAAACGAAAUUGAAGGUUCUGUCCCGGUCGGAAUGUCAGGCUCAAUGGGCAACUAAUUACAAUCACGACAUUCAACUCUGCACCGUUCCGUCAGACACCCAAAUUUGCACGGGUGACAGCGGUGGUCCGUUGCUGUGGCAGAAAUACGAAAAUAUCCCAGGCACUGCCCAGUUUAAUUGGGACAAAAUUUACGGGUACCAGGCCGGAUGAAUUGUCAGUUUCUCUACGGGUAACGGUGACAGCACAUCGGUGGUCAUCAAUCGCCGUAAAUAUUGGGUCGAAGUUUUUCGCAGCGUGUCGAUCCGUGCGACGAGAUGCGCCCAAGGCUCCGUCUUCACCCGAGUUCAGAGUUUCGUCAACAACGGAUGGAUCGCAGCUAACAUGAACUGAACCCCCCAAAAGAAAUAAAAACGAUAGGCCUUAUUCCGGAUCCACGCACAUUUCUUGGGAAAAAUAAAUUCAAACUGUCUGUCAGACAAAUCUAUAAUACCUGUAAGAAUAAAACGGGAUAAAAAGCUGGAAA